Messenger RNA from Colletotrichum gloeosporioides, 972 nucleotides. RefSeq lists its product as uncharacterized. The coding region runs from base 1 to 972 and encodes 323 amino acids. The record is from RefSeq and is a predicted model, not a curated record. The transcript has a single exon. Lineage: Eukaryota; Fungi; Ascomycota; Sordariomycetes; Glomerellales; Glomerellaceae.
AUGGGUUUCCAAUUCGACAGUCCCGCCAAAGACAACAACGGCGCUUAUUACUACAAUGAUGGCGAUGUCAAGGUCAUUCGGGUUCCCCUUUCCAACGAAUGUUAUGGUGACCUGCGCAUGGACCACGAGCAGCUCAAGGAGUGGUUCGGCAUCAGCAACGACAAUUUGCCUGAUCUCCCAGCAUACUAUAUCAGCCCCCGUCUUGACACUACUUGGGAGGGUUAUUAUAAUGAUGGUUCAAACAAGGGCUGGUGGAGAAUCACUGGUGACAUUGUGGCGUAUAAACCGAUCGAAUGGGUUCCGUCCGUUGCACGGAUUCGAGACUUUCCCAAGAAUAGCAUCGUCACGAAAAUCGAAAAGGAGCGGGUAGAGACUACUACCACGAAACUUUAUGCAAAGGCAGGGUUCUCUCUGGAGAUCUCAGGCGGUGGAAACUUCAUGGGAAUGAAGGCGGAAGCCAAGGCAACAACAGAGACAGGUGUCGAAUUCGAGCGCGAGGUCAAGAAUGUCGACAAGUACACUCAGGAGGGAAAGGUUGGCGAUGAACCGCUCGUCGAAGUUGCAAUUGGACUUAUGCUCCGUGUUGAAGAGGUUUACACCCACAACGUCAACAUCUGGCUCGACGACCGAGGACAAAGCGACUCAAUGGGCUGGUCUGGUGGCCCCGGUUGGAACGACAUCUGGAUCCCCUCGCGGGCACUCAGCCGGGUCGACGGUCUUCAAUUCUCAAACAUCCGCAUGAGCGGCACUGGGUAUUCCUCAGGGCUUUAUGUCCAGACUCUUCCUGUAUUUAAUGACAAGAAGGAAUUGGGAGACAUUCAUCUUGCUCUGAGCAGCAAGGGUUGGACAGACUGGUAUGCCUAUACGGUUGGGAAGAAAGGGAAGAGUACGGGACGCCAGCUUUUGGCUUACCCGAACUACAACCCGUCUACGACUCUUAUGCCAGUUAACAAGGCGCCACCCAAGGAAUAG